Molecule: messenger RNA, 1479 nt
Organism: Aspergillus calidoustus
Lineage: Eukaryota; Fungi; Ascomycota; Eurotiomycetes; Eurotiales; Aspergillaceae
Source: the annotation of a GenBank genome assembly
AUGCGCACCUUAACCAUGCUGCUUGCAUUCCUUGAGAUAUUACUCUCGACAACCGCUUACGCUGGCCAGCUCCAGGUUCAAACAACUAGCGGAACUGUCCAUGGCUUCUAUAACAACACAGAACGAACUGUACGCGCCUUUCUAGGCGUCCCAUACGCCGAAGCCCCAACUGGUGGCUUACGUUUCGCCCCGCCGGUCCUGAGGAAAAUGUCCAGUGCACCCAUGUCAGCGACCACAUUUGGCCCUCUAUGUCCAAGCGAAAACCGCUUUGAUCCCGGAUCAAUUGCUGAUAUCCUACCAUACCUCCCGUGGGGUGAUACUAUGGCCGAGGAUUGUUUGAAGCUCAACAUAUGGACACCCUCAGCACGCCGCAACGGAGAUCAACAGGCAGCAGUCAUGAUGUUUAUUCAUGGUGGGGCAUUCACUGGAGGUGGAAGCAGCAUUGCCUAUUUUGACGGCACAAAUAUUGUCCAGGACAACAACGACAUUAUUGUGGUCACCCUAAACUACCGCCUGGGAGUUUUUGGGUUUCCAAACGCUCCAGGUCUUCGAGACGGUGAACAAAAUGUGGGGAUCAUGGACCAGAGACUGGCAGUGGAGUGGGUUCAUAAGAAUAUUGCCAAGUUUGGAGGAGAUCCGGCUAGGAUAAUGCUGUUCGGCCAAUCCGCCGGUUCAAUAUCUACGGAUAUGUAUACGUAUGCUUAUUACAACGAUCCUAUCAUUCACGCGGCGGCUAUGCAAUCUGGGACGGCCAGUCUUCUGACGAGCAGCGACUCCAGCCACCGCAACUGGAACAAUCUUUCCAAGAAGCUCGGUUGCGCUACGGCAGACCCCUCUGAGAAUUUACAAUGCAUGCGAGACUUACCAUUUCAAGACAUCUUGAGCGAAACUGUUGACGGUUUAUAUUUCUUUAUUCCAGUACAAGAUAACAAAAUCAUCUUUGCAGACUAUGAGAGUAGGACGAAACAGGGCAAAGUCGCGAAAAUUGCAACCCUCAUGGGCAGCAACGAGCGUGAAUCAUCUGUGAACUACCCCCUUAACAGCACCAUUGAUCAAGUUGAUCAUGGGGUCGUAUCUCUUCUCACACAGAUUCCUUUCCAGUGCCCCACGGCACGGUCGUCAAUAUGGCGGGUCCAGAGCGGCGUACCUGUUUGGAGGUACAUAUACCAUGGCAACUGGACGAAUAUCAGUCCAGCACCAUUCCUCGGCGCCUAUCAUUCGAGCGAGCUACCAAUGAUCUUCGGGACUUACUACAAAGCUGGAAGUCCUCCAACACCUGAGCAAAUCAAAGCGAGCGAGUACAUCCAGGGCGCAUGGGUAUCCUUCGCACGAGAUCCGGAGUCUCUGUCUACCAAAUACAACUGGCCAAAGCACAAACAACCAGACCGACAAAUCGUGGAUCUUGCACUGGAAAACGCCCUGACCGCUGGUUUCUCCCCAGCGGCACGUUGGGAUACUCUUUGUGGCCUUGUUUUAUAG